AUGGCAUCAGAUUCAGAGCGCAGCAGCAGUGACGAGGAACCUCCUCUCGAGGGAUAUGAACGCACUGAAAUGAUUGGCCAAGGAGCCUAUGGUGUGGUCUACAAAGGGAGAAAAGAGGAUACCGGGGACAUUGUUGCCAUAAAAAGAAUUCCGUUUGCGGAUUCCACACCCGAAGGUGGAGUUCCGUGCAAUGUGAUUCGAGAAAUCUCGCUACUGAGAGAAUUGGAUCAUCCCAAUGUGGUCAAGCUGUUUGAUAUCAAGCAGGCUGAUCCUGGAGGUUUGUAUCUAGUCUUUGAGUUCGUCGCACAUGAUCUCAAAACAUACAUGGAUCAGUUCCAAACGUCGGAUGACAUUUCGGAUCGAGUGGGUUUGCCGCAAGAGACAGUCCGCAGCUUUAUGCGACAAAUUGUGGCCGGUGUGGGAUGCUGCCAUACCUACCGAAUUCUGCACAGAGAUUUGAAGCCUCAUAACUUGCUCAUUAGUGGGGACGGUAAACACGUCAAAUUGGCCGAUUUCGGUUUGGCUCGGCUAUCGGCUAUUCCCAAUGGACCUUACACAUUUGAGGUUGUCACUCUUUGGUACCGUGCUCCGGAAUUGCUUCUAGGUGCCAACCGGUAUUCCACUGCGGUCGAUGUCUGGAGUGUUGGUUGCAUCUUUGCCGAAAUGGCCACUGGUAUGCCCCUAUUUCCGGGACGAUCUGAUAUUGACCAGAUCUUUAAGAUUUUCCAACGUAAGGGAACGCCGACGGGAGAUAUGUGGCCAGCGGUCACUCGAUUGCCACACUACAAUGCUGAGUUUCCGCAAUGGAGGGAACGUCCACUCACAGAUCAAGUGCCCAUGAGUGCGUUGGGAAGCAACAAUGCGGCAGAUCUCUUGACCAAGCUUCUUGUGUACGACCCUGAUCGAAGGAUUGCCUGCAAGACGGCCUUGCAGCACCCAUAUUUCUUUGAAUAA
Molecule: messenger RNA, 954 nt
Organism: Cylindrotheca closterium
Lineage: Eukaryota; Bacillariophyta; Bacillariophyceae; Bacillariales; Bacillariaceae
Source: the annotation of a GenBank genome assembly